GAACGACUCUGAUGGUGUGAUUUGACGUUUGUGGGUUCUUGUUCGUCUUGCAAACUGUCGACAAGAAAAAGAGAAGUCUCGUGAUAAAGGUACAACAUCGCAGCAGUUUUAUUGGUGUUAUCCAAGUGAACACCACAUAACUGUGUAGGAGAACAGGAGAUUGGGUUGAUAGUGUUACAGAUGUACAUAGAUUUGCUGUGUCAUGUCCCUUCUGGUUUAGAUUUUAAAUCAACAAUGCACCUGUGCCAGUUCGAAAACCCAGGAGUCACCAACAUCUGUACCUUACAGUCGUAAACACCCUAGCCCGUCUGCGUAAAAUCUAUCUUGAAGUUCUUCUCGGAAAGAUGGAGUGAGCCAAGGAGGCCCAGAGGAUAAUCAAAUACAUUCCACGAUGAUGUCAUCAGGCAGUUUUGCACCCGAUACAAAACAUUACGAGUUGUACACUGUUAUAGGACGUGGUUGUAAUGAUGCGGCUGGUAUCAUUCUUACCAAGCAUAUACCCUCAGGCAAACACAUUGCCAUCAAAAAGACGAACCUUGAGUCAUGUGACAUAGACUUCUCUGUUCUCCAGAAUGAGGUGAUAUUGUGCCGGCAGCUCCAGCAUGAGAAAAUCCUGCCUAUGUUGACUACCUUCAUUCAUAACCACGAGCUGUGGACGGUGAUGCCACUCAUGGCCUACGGUUCCUGUAAGGAUUUGAUCCACGCUUAUUUUACCAAUGGUCUGCCAGAACUAGCAUCCUCCUACAUUCUCAGGGACACACUUCUCGCCCUGGAGUACCUACACUCAAAAAGUAUCAUACACAGGAGUGUUCGAGCCAGUCAUAUCUUGGUUGCUGCCUCCGGAAAUGUUUGUUUGGCAGGACUGAGGGAUGCUCACAGUAUGAUACACCGAGGGCAGAAACUGAGAAUUGUUCACGACUACCCUCAACACUGUAUCAACUCCCUACAGUGGCUUAGCCCUGAAAUCCUGGAGCAGAACUUGACGGGAUACGACUGUCUGUCCGAUAUCUACAGUGUUGGAAUAACAGCCUGUGAACUGGCGAAUGGCUACGCACCUUUUACUGACAUGCCUGUCACACAAAUGCUGCUGGAGAAGGUAAAUGGUACAAAACCUGUCCUAGCAGACAGCACCACUCUAGCAGAACUUGUGGGUCCAGAUUCUGGAGUCGACAGUGAAGCUACCAACAGCAGAGAGAUCACCGACCUUGCUAAUGCCCGAAAGUUCUCAAAUCAUUUCCAUAAUUUUGUUGAAGUGUGUUUGGAGAAAAGCCUGGAUACAAGGCCAAGUUCUUCCACAUUGUUAGGUCAUUCAUUUUUCAAACAUCUAAAGAAAAGGACGUCGGAGAUGCUACCAUCAUUACUUCAACCAUUAUCUCCUCUCACAGACAUCAGUAAGAUACCUAAAGCCGAAGGAGGGGAUGUAGAUGACAUGGCUGAGGAAAUCAACAAUAUGUCCAUGGAGGAAGGCUGGGAGUUCUAGAGGCCUGGGACAGGAUGGGACGAAUGAGUUGUAUGUUAAUUUGCAAUGACAUGGAGGAGUUCUAGGGACAUAUGAGAGGAGGGAACAAUGAGUUUUUGGUUAAGCUGUGAUGAUAUGGAGGAAGACUGGGAGUUCCAGGAACCUGGCAGACGACAGAGCAAAUGAAUUUUAGGUUAAAUUAUGAUGACAUGGAGAAGAACUGGGAGUUCGGAGGGACCUGGCAGAGGACAAAACUGGUUAAUCUGCGACGAUGUGGAGGAAGACAGAGUUCCAGGGACCUGAGAGAGGAAGGAACAAAUGAGGUUUAGGUUAAUCUGUGAUUAUUAAGUGCUGUCCUAGAGACAAUAGGAAGAUUACGUGGGGACCAAAGAGAAUGUGGAGCACAAAGUUAUGGUUUUAAAUGUUUUGAACCAAUGGAAUAGAAGGAAAGAAUUCCAGGAACAUCUGAGGGAUUUGAAAUAGCAGCAGCCUCCAUGGACAUGGAUAUGAGGUAGCUCCUCAUCCAACACUAGGACAGGAGAACGGGAAAAGAAAUCUUGGAUAUGGUUCAAUGAAAACAAGGCUUGUUAAAGGGUUGUUAAUGACUGUCUAGUACAAAUGAACAUGUUGGAAAAUGCCAUAACAAGAUUCUUUGAAAAUCCUGUUUAUUACAUUCAAACUGCCACACACAUAUAAGAUUUUGAUUUGUUCGAACCUACAUAUAAUUAUAUGGCAUUUAUCAAAAGUCAGUUUGAAAAAGUUUCAAAACAAGUUGAAAUGGAAACAGAUUCAAAAUGCAUUUACUUUUUGGGGAAAACUAUUUUGAAAAAAAUUGUCUUUUGGCCAUUUUGCCAUCUUGAGUUGAUUUUUUGGUCUCAAAUGUUAUGUAUCAACACAAUGAAGUUUAUUAUUAUUAUAAUAUGUCUGUCUUUUAUUCUGAUGCAGAGCUAGUUUAUAUAAACCCUUUCCCCUUAUCUCUCUGGUUCAAAUUCUGCAUUUAUAACUUUUCAUAAAGAAUUCAAUGUCUACAAACUAUGCCAUUAUCAUAUCAUUUACAGCUGUCAGAUCAACUUUCAGUAAAACUCGGAUUUAAUAUCUGAGAAUAUAAUGUGCUGUAUAUUUGAUACACAGUCAUGACUCACCUUGUCGGUACAACCUCUGUCUGAAUAUUAAUUAUUAUCUGAAUAUUAUUGAUUAGACUGGCCACCUGUCUAUAGAAUAUUAAAAUUAAAGAUUAAAUUGUGGUCUUUGAUUUCGGUCUUGAGGAUAUGUCUGAUCCUAAGUUUCAAACUAGGGGGAGAUAAUCCAGUAUUAGAAUUUUGUAGAUCAAAUCUGACAAAAAAACUUACGGGCUGGUGGCCAGUCUAAUCAUUGAUGAAAAUGGAAGAUUUCUGAAGAACUUUUUGUUGUGAUAGUUUGACUUUAGAAUGUAUUUCUUUACUGAGGUAAUACCCACUAAGAUAAGACAAAAGAAUGAUAUUGGUCAAGGGCUUUUUCUGAGGGCCUUUUGGGGCCGUUUAUGGACCCCAUUCCCAAUUUAAAUUAUUUCAUAUAAAAGCCAAAUUCCCAAAAUUUAAAGUUUACUCCUUAAAAAAUCUUUUCCAAUUCACCAAUUUUCUUCCCAAAAUGAGAAGAAAAGACCCCAUCCUAAACCAGUGAUAAAAGCUCUGGGGUUGCGUCAAAAUUUUGUCAUUAUGUGAUGCUCUAGGAUACAGGGGGACAUUAAAAAUUCAUAAUUUUGUUGAUGAUGGUAAUGUGAAGCUACGUUAGAUAUGAUUUCACAGCUGUAGGUAUUUCAGGGGUCAGUCUCCUGUAUUCAGUUCAUGAAGGGAAGCUCAUGAUAUUGUCAGUUUUUGUUUUGUUUUUGUUUUGUGGGAUAUUUCUAAGCCCGAAUUCUGAAUAGGAGAAGUUGUAUAAGGUCAUAAAUCAGAAUAUAUUAUAAAUAUACAAUGUAUAUUAUAUUUGUUUUAAAUGUAAGUGAAACUUAUUCAUCCGACACAUCAUUCAUAAUUUGUUUUAAAAUAAUGUGCUCAGUAUUAUACUUGCACAAAUCUUCAAUCAAUUAUUAGUUCAAAAUACAGAAAUUCAAAUUUUUUAUUUUUUUUUAAGAAAAAAAAAAAGAAACUGUUAAUUCAUCUUCAGAUUAUUUAUCUUAAAAUUCUGUUUACAUCAUCUUUUGAACAAAAUGGAAUGUUGAAAGUCAAACAAUUCAUCAGCAAACAGCUACAUAUUGGUUUAGGAUACCCUUUUAAAAAUUGGCUGUGUGUGAUCUAGAUGACGAUUACAAAAUAAAAGUAGCCUAGUUUCCCCGCACAGGAGCAAUCAGAAAUACAUCUGUACAUACUGAUGUACAUCACUGAUCUGCCUAUUGCUAGGUUUCGUGUUACCAACUAUAGUCAGUGUAUUACAGGUAUUCAGUAUCUCGGAGACGGGGUCACAUAAAUCACAACUCGGGUAAACGUCACCAUUGUAUUACAGGUAUUCAGUAUCUGGGGGAUGCGUUCACAUAUAUCACAACUUGGGUAAACGUUACCAUUGUAUUACAGGUAUUCAGUAUCUCGGGGACACGUUCACAUAGAUCACAACUCGGGUAAACGUCACCAUUGUAUUACAUGUAUUCAGUAUCUCGGGGGACGCGUUCACAUAAAUCACAACUUGGGUAAACGUUACCCUUGUAUUACAGGUAUUCAGUAUCUGGGGGACGCGUUCACAUAGAUCACAACUUGGGUAAACGUCACCAUUGUAUUACAUGUAUUCAGUAUCUCGGGGGACGCGUUCACAUAAAUCACAACUUGGGUAAACGUUACCCUUGUAUUACAGGUAUUCAGUAUCUGGGGGACGCGUUCACAUAGAUCACAACUUGGGUAAACGUCACCAUUGUAUUACAGGUAUUCAGUAUCUUAAGGACGGGGUCACAUUAAAUGUUUUGUAAUACAUGUAAUUAACAAACUAAGAAAAGGGUUACAGCAUGGUUGUUUUAUUUCUUUUUCAGAUUUUUAGCUUUCUUUGGAAUAGAUCUUAAGCAAAUCUCAGAAGGGAAAAAAACAUACUAAGAUAAGUUUUGUUAUGUGCUGUUUAUGGUUGAUUUAAUCAUGGGAUUUUCCUAUAAGUCAGAGAUUUAAUGUAAUAUACACUGGUAUAUGGUUGUUACCAGUCAGCUGGACAAUGUGUACAUGUUUUGUUGUGCAGGAAAAUGUUAUCAAACAACCUAAUAGACUCAUUGUAAGUUAUCAACUGGGAGAUAUUUUUCAGUGUUAAGACUUACGUGUCUGGGACGUUUUCAUUUUGUCUUCGAUGAUUAUUUUGAAAAAACUUACUUGAACAAGUUGAAGUAAAACAAAGUUUAAACUAAGGUUUGUAUCGGAUUAUUUGUUCAAAAAUUUACAUGUCUUGUAUCAUAUUGAGAUUAUGUUGAUUGAGGAUUCAGCAAGUUUGGCACAGUAUUUUAAAGACCAUUUUAGGUUUUAAAUUUGGAAUUCUGAAUAUCAUCCUUCAAAAGACCUAGCGUACCUCUGAAAACAUAAUUACUAUUUAGAAUCUAGAAUAGAUUUAUUGAAGAAAUCAUGCAUUUUAUGGAUACACCACACAUGAAGAAUUGUCAACAGGGCAUUUAAAGUCUAAGUAUUUACACUGUAUCCAGUCUAGGGGCCUGGGCCCAACUUAGAACCAAAGUAUGAAGUGGGCUAAUGGCAAGAUAGAAUAGCAUUUUUUUAAAAACAUUUUGACUGAAUUGCGAUAGCCCUAGAUGGACUUAUUAGCAGACAUUUGCAUGAGCUAAUUGGCAAAUAAAUACAGUAUUUCAUUAUCUGUAAUAUAUCUAGUUAUUUCUGUUUUAAACCAAAAUGGAAAUGUAUGUUCAACAUGGAAAAGGCUAAGUAAAUGUACCCUAACAAAAUGUUCACUUUUUAAAACACAAGUUAUUGUUGAAAAUUGUCUUUAGAUGAAUCAAAAGGAAAUGAAGUACUGGAACUUGGCGGAAUUCAAAGUCAUCUUUAAAUGCAAGUUUAUUGUAUUAACACAUGUACACUGUAAAGCUAACAAGUAUAUGGUUGAUAUUAGAUUCUAUCUUUGUAUACAUGUACUUGUAGUAUAUUUGUUAAAAAAACAUUGUUGUUAUGAUAAUUGUAAUGAAUAAAAUAUGUUGAACAAAACCA
Pecten maximus is the source of this 5613-nucleotide messenger RNA. Its product is annotated as STE20-related kinase adapter protein alpha-like. The record is from RefSeq and is a predicted model, not a curated record. NCBI's taxonomy places the organism in Eukaryota, Metazoa, Mollusca, Bivalvia, Pectinida, Pectinidae. The transcript is spliced from 15 exons. Gene Ontology annotation, biological process: protein phosphorylation. Gene Ontology annotation, molecular function: protein kinase activity; protein serine/threonine kinase activator activity; ATP binding. The coding region runs from base 392 to 1480 and encodes 362 amino acids.